AUGCUAUUCUUUCUGGUCCUUAUUUUCGGAGUAGCGCCUGUCUACAGCGAAAGUUGGGAAAGCUCCGACACCGAUCGCUGUUCUGUGAUUCCGCCAGCAUUUUGGUGUAGCAGUAAAGAGAUCAUGAAAAGUUGUGGAUUUACCGAUGUGUGUAAACGGCAUAACGAUGCUAGUUACAACCAACCUAUCAACAUCACAGUACUGAUUGAAUCACUUUGUCCUGAUUGUCAACGAUGGAUUACCGAAAGUCUUCCAACUAUCUUCAAAAAAUUCAACAAAUUUGUGAACAUUGAAUUUAUCCCGUACGGAAAUGCAAAAGUUGUGAAUGGAUCAAUCGAAUGUCAACAUGGACCAGAAGAAUGCUCGAUCAAUCGAUUCGAGUCUUGUGUAAUUGAUUCCAUGGGAACCCAGGAUCAGUAUGUACCCUACAUCUAUUGCCUCGAAAAUCAGCUGAAGUACAUAUUCGUCAUGUUGAUCAAAGAAUUUGUAUCCACUGAUAUCGGUGAAUAUUAUAUUUUCGAAACGAUUCGAGCUGGAAAGUAG
This is a messenger RNA of Haemonchus placei, 543 nucleotides long. The record is from the annotation of a GenBank genome assembly. Lineage: Eukaryota; Metazoa; Nematoda; Chromadorea; Rhabditida; Trichostrongylidae.